AGAAAACACGUCUUCUUCUCUCAACGAACCGACCCGUCGUCGCUUUUCCUCGAGCGCAAAAACGGCGCCGGUGAACUCCGGGUCAGCACACUGCCCCUAACUCUCAUCUCUCCGACGCCCAACUCGGGAGCUCCAGUAGCUUCUCAGCUCAUCGUCCUCAUCCUCGCAAGUUCAAGGUCGCGACGCAUUCCGAUCUUCACUCGAAGCAGAGGCCGAGAAUCAGCCAUGGAAGAAGCUCAGCCAACCAACGGUGCUUCCGUAGCCGCGGACGCCGAAGAGGACCAGAUUAUUGGACCCGGUCCGGCCCCUCCAGCCCGGCGGAAGCGCCCUCUCCAGUUCGAGCAGGCUUACCUCGACGCCCUCCCCUCUGCCAACAUGUACGAAAAGAGCUAUAUGCACCGAGAUGUGGUGACUCAUGUUGCAGUGUCAGCUGCAGAUUUCUUUAUAACUGGGAGUGCUGAUGGACACCUAAAAUUCUGGAAGAAAAAGGCCAUUGGAAUUGAGUUUGCAAAGCACUUUAGAUCACAUCUUGGACCUAUCGAAGGAUUAGCUGUUAGUAUUGAUGGGAUGCUUUGCUGUACUAUCUCGAAUGAUCGUUCGGUGAAGAUUUAUGAUGUAGUCAACUAUGACAUGAUGGUCAUGAUUCGUCUACCAUAUGUUCCUGGAGCUGUGGAAUGGGUAUACAAACAAGGGGAGGUUAAAGCUAAGAUUGCCAUAAGUGAUCGUGAUUCUUCUUUCGUACGUAUAUAUGAUGCUCGUGCUGGUACAAAUGAACCCUUGUGUUCUAGAGAGAUACACAUGGGUGCAGUAAAAAUUAUGAGGUACAACCAUGCAUUUGACACAGUGAUAUCUGCUGAUUCAAGAGGCAUCAUUGAGUACUGGAAACCCGAUACACUGACUUUUCCAGAGGAUGAGGUGAAUUUUACAUUAAAGAGUGAUACUAAUCUAUUUGAAAUUGCGAAAUGUAAAACGAGCAUUUCGGCUAUUGAGGUGAGCCCAGAUGGGAAGCAAUUCUCUGUUACAUCACCUGAUCGUAGGAUCAGAGUUUUUUGGUUCAAGUCUGGUAAGCUGAGACGAGUUUAUGAUGAGUCUCUUGAGGUUGCCCAAGAUCUACAGAGAAGCAAUGUCCCUCUAUAUCAGCUGGAAGCUAUUGAUUUUGGGAGAAGGAUGGCUGUUGAGAAAGAAAUUGAGAAAACAGAAAAUGUACCACAACCAAAUGCAGUCUUUGAUGAAAGUUCCAACUUUAUUUUGUAUGCAACACUACUUGGGAUAAAGGUGGUUAAUUUACAUACCAAUAAAGUUGCCAGAAUACUUGGAAAAGUUGAGAACAAUGACAGAUUCUUGAGAAUUGCCCUGUAUCAAGGGGACAGAAGCAGCAAAAAAGUUAGAAAAAUCCCUGCUGCUGCUGCAAAUGCAAAUGAGAACAAGGAACCACUAAUGGAUCCUACGCUUUUAUGCUGCGCAUUUAAGAAACAUAGAAUCUAUUUAUUCAGUCGGAGAGAACCUGAGGAACCUGAAGACGCAACAAAGGGGAGGGAUGUGUUCAAUGAGAAGCCUCCUCCUGAUGAGCUUCUGGCUGUAUCUGAUAUAGGAAAAUCAGUUACUACUUCACUUCCCGACAAUGUGAUUCUUCAUACGACAAUGGGCGACAUUCAUAUGCGGCUGUACCCAGAGGAGUGUCCAAAAACUGUGGAGAACUUUACUACUCACUGCAGAAACGGCUACUAUGAUAAUCUCAUCUUUCAUCGGGUCAUUAAAGGCUUCAUGAUACAGACAGGUGACCCUUUGGGAGAUGGAACUGGAGGACAAUCAAUUUGGGGAAGGGAGUUUGAGGAUGAAUUCCACAAAAGUUUGAGGCAUGACAGGCCUUUCACAGUGUCAAUGGCAAAUGCAGGCCCCAACACCAAUGGUUCUCAGUUUUUUAUCACCACAGUGGCUACACCGUGGUUAGAUAACAAGCACACUGUUUUUGGUAGAGUUGUCAAGGGAAUGGAUGUUGUACAGGGGAUAGAGAAGGUGAAGGUGGACAGGGCUGACAAACCAUACCAAGAUGUGAAAAUCUUAAAUGUGACUGUCCCAAAGUCUUGAAUAUAGUUGAUUUAUCAGUGGAAUUAUGGGGAUUGGACAGUUCUCUCCUCCGACAUGAUAUCCGGCGGAACCCUCGGAUUCCCUCUGGCCCUUGUUGUCUGAAGUUGAUUUUGAGAGGAAACAGUGGACGAAUGAAAUCGUCGGAGAUGAAGGAA
This is a messenger RNA of Rhodamnia argentea, 2243 nucleotides long. Its product is annotated as peptidyl-prolyl cis-trans isomerase CYP71. The coding region runs from base 226 to 2088 and encodes 620 amino acids. NCBI's taxonomy places the organism in Eukaryota, Viridiplantae, Streptophyta, Magnoliopsida, Myrtales, Myrtaceae. The transcript is spliced from 13 exons. Gene Ontology annotation, molecular function: protein binding; peptidyl-prolyl cis-trans isomerase activity. Gene Ontology annotation, biological process: protein peptidyl-prolyl isomerization; protein folding. The record is from RefSeq and is a predicted model, not a curated record.